Oncorhynchus nerka (sockeye salmon) is the source of this 3716-nucleotide messenger RNA. Its product is annotated as DENN domain-containing protein 11-like. The transcript is spliced from 9 exons. The coding region runs from base 312 to 1805 and encodes 497 amino acids. Gene Ontology annotation, cellular component: cytoplasm. The record is from RefSeq and is a predicted model, not a curated record. Lineage: Eukaryota; Metazoa; Chordata; Actinopteri; Salmoniformes; Salmonidae.
UACUGUGGAUUCUUGAACGCACGCCAAAAGAACGAAAUAAUAAUUUAUGUACACUCUUUUUUUACCUAAGUGGAUGUGCAUAUUUAGAUGGCCCUAUGCAAAAGGAGCAGGCUAUCAUACACAAAGUAGACAGCUUGUGUUUCAACGGAAUCAAUCAAUUUAACAUUUGCAAUUGUGAGUAUGGAUUUAUUUCAACCAACGCGUAGCUAAUGCAUUACGAAUGGCCUCCGCUCCGUGUCUGUACACGAUUCUGUUCUCCUGCAUCCCUUCGUCACAGAGUCAAGCCGGGGGUCGCUGACAGCUGAGCCGCAAUGGUGGAGAAGUCCGACCGGGCACCGCUACUGGACUGGGAGGAGGUUCCUCCCGCAGAGAAACCUGUUCCCACACCAGAACAGGAGAAGGACGUCAAGGGACCGAGCCCUGCCAACAAUCGGGCGUUGGGAUGCACUGCGCCGGGGAUAGGGUGGAGCACCAGUCCGAGGGGUCCUGGGUCUUUCACAUCAGCAGUCUGUAGCAUAGACACAUCCCUCUCAUCCAGGAGCACGGUCCCCACCCCUGCGGAAUGGGAUGCUCAGUGUCUUGACAAGGAUGACCAUACCCCGGCCCCAGGACAAGGAGAGGUGCCGCACGAUAUCAUGGUGAAAUGGGAGGAAAAGGAUCCGAUCGUGGCCGUGUUUGUGGUGACAUUUGAUACAAGAUCAGGUAACAUGUUAGAGUGGUGUCUGCCAGGGGACAUGAACCUGGAGGGAGUAGAGUUCAAGGCUAUGGCCAGCGGCUCCCACAGAGUCUCCAGCGACUUCAUAUACUUCCGUAAGGGCGGGUACUUUGGCCUGGCGUGCUUUGCCAACAUGGUGGUGGAGAGUGUGGUGGAGAGGGGGGCAAGAAUGAAGUCUGUGGGUAUCCUGUCAACCUCUUACACCCUGCUGUACCGAUACAUGAGCUUCCUGGAACACCAAGUCAGGCUCCAGUUGAAAACUCCUGGCCAGUACUCUCCCCUGGAGGCGUUCUUUGAGGAUAAGAGAUCAGUGCUGCCCCCCGAUGGGGAGAGUGUGGUUACUGCAUGUCCUGGCAGUGCCUGGGGAGCAGCAAUCAACCACUGCAUGCACCCUGAGAUGAAGAUCACCCACCCAGCUGGCUGCAUGUCUCAGUUCAUCCAGUUCUUUGGGGAGCAGAUCAUGGUCCUAUGGAAGUUAGCUCUGCUGAGGAGACGUAUCCUCAUCUUCUCUCCUCCACCUGUAGGGGUGGUCUGUUAUAGAGUGUACUGCUGCUGUUGCCUGGCCAACGUGUCCAUCCCGGGGGUGGGCGUGGCCGUGCCAGAGUUCCGCCCCUUCUUCUAUGUCAACGUGGCAGACAUCGAUACCCUGGAUACGGAACUGUCCUACGUAGCGUGCACCACAGAGAAGAUCUUUGAGGAGAAGCGGGACCUGUACGACGUCUAUGUGGAUAACCAGAAUGUGAGGACGACCAGAGAGAGUCUGAAGCCUUUACUGCGGCUCAACACUGCAGACCGAGAGAAGUACCGCAGACUCACUGAACAGAGGCAGAUGCUGUUAUAUUCUCAGGAGGAGAAUGGAGACUGUGUGUCCAGUGAAGAGGACCACUUCAUUCUGUUUUUCCUGGAGCAGAAUAACCGUAUCUUCCAGACGCUCAGUGAGGUGGCAGGGAGCCCUGAGCCCAUCCUAACCCAGGAGAGUGUGAGGGCCAUGGGGCUAGACCCUCACGGAGACAGGCUCUUCCUGCUCCACCUGCUGGAGACAUACGGCUAUGACAGCCUCCUGGUCACCGAUCACCCUUGCUGCAGCUGAGGCCUGGGUGGCACACUGACUGACAUACACACUCAGAUACACAGACUCAAUACAGACAGUCUGGAGUCUGGACUAUGAGAGGUCAGAAUACUUUGGCAAGGCUGAGACCAGAGCCUGUAUUCAUAAAGCGUCUCAGUAGUGCUGAUCUCAGAUCUGUUUAGCCUUUUAGAGCUCAUUGAAUAAGACUUACAUGGACAGGGGGGACCUGAUCCUAGAUCAGCAUUCCUGCUCAGAUGCUUUAUGAAUAUGGGAGACCCUCAGGCCAAAAAAAGCAAAUGAAUGGAGAGAGCCACUGAACAAGAAAAGACUAAUGGAAUUUGGUUCUUGGCACUGUCCUGUGACAUUCAUGGAUGCUUAGUCUGGACUGUUAACCAUCACCUUCCUGCCUGUCAAUAAAAUGUACAGUACAGAGGAAUGUCAUUCACGUCUAUCCCCAACCCCUCUUUUUCUGGAGGAGUGGAGCCAACCACAAACAUCCUGGAACUCUGGAGAUUCUGUGCCUAUGAGCAGGAACUUACCAAGGAAGUCAUGCUUAGGUUUCCUUAUGUUUUCAAAUGAGUCAAAUCUAAAGUCUGUGGUCAUGUCCUCAAACCGAGGGAGGAUUUGUCACUUCUCUUAAUAGGACGUCUAUGUUUUUUGAGAGAAGAAAUCGCCAAGCUUUUUGUCUGUAAAUAGAAAGGGAUCUGUAGAAUGUGUUUAAUUAUAAAAUGAUCCCAUUAAGUCACUGCUAAGUCCAGAACCUCUGUGGUCAGCAUUGUAUAGAAAUGGCCAUCAACACCAUCCAUAAUCAUUUGGUUUCUGGUGAAAGAGGGGUCUUGGCUCACCAGCACACUUUCUUAUGAUGUCCAACAUAGAAAUGUAACAACUUUAUAUGACUUUAAAAAUGUACCUUUAAAUCACCGCUGUUUGACCAAGAGGUUUUGGGCUCAAAUCUAAAUGUAUGCUUUUGUGUGUUUCCGCAGUUCUCUAUGUCAAAUACACAAAGAGUGAAAAAUGUGAAUGAGCUGCUGGCUCAAUGGUUAAAUCCCAUCCUUGACACCAAGAGGUUGUAAGUUCAAACCUAAUUUCCUAUACUAUCGUGUACGUUUCAGCAACUCGAUGUCAAACAUACAAAGAGUAUGGUAUAAAAUGUAAUGAAGGUGGUGGUGCAAUGGUUCAAUUACUGCCUUGAGACCAAGAGGUUCUAGCUUCAAACCUCGUCUACUUAGCUUUUGUGUACAUUUCCGCGACUUUAAUUGUCAAACAUACAAAGAGAAGUGUAAACAAUGUGAUGGUGGUGUAGUGGUUCUAUCUCUACCUCAACGCUUAGAGGUUGUGGGUUCAAAACAACAUUUUUCUGCUUUUGUGUGUGUUUCCGCAACUCUCGAUGUCAAACAUACGAAGGGAAUGGUAAAAACUACUGUCUCCAUUUCUGUUGAGGUUGAAAUUGUUUUGGGUUUGCGCCUCUGCAAUUGUGACUGUCAGAAAUACAAAGAAAAGCAUAUCUACAGUAAUGGACCAGUGGAGGCUGGUGAGGGGAGGACGGCUCAUAAUAAUGGAUGUAUUGAAGUUAAGGGAAUGGUAUCAAACACAUGGAAACUAUGUGUUUGAUACCAUUCCAUUUAUUCCGCUCCAGCCAUUACCACAAGCCCAUCCUCCCCAAUUAAGGUUCCACCAACCUCCUGUGAUGGAGACACUUUACGUCAAUGUUGGUAAACUGUGAAUGACUGAGGGUGGCAGGUAGCCUUGCGGUUAUGAGCGUUGGACCAGUAACCAAAUGGUCGCUGGUUUGAAGCCCAAUACCGAAUAAGUGAAAAAUCUGUCAAUGCCCUUGAGCAAGGCACUUAACCCUAAUUGCUCCUGUAAAUCGCUCUGAAUAAGAGUGUCUGCUAAAUUAUAAAAAACAUUUAAAUAAAAAUGUAAACAAAAUAA